AUGGGUAGGGCCGCCGCGCACAAGGCGGGCGGCGCCGAAGGAACCGAGUCCGCCGUCACCACCAGCGCCGCCACGACCGCCGCAACGCCCCGGAAGCGCCAGCGUGCGGCGCCGCCGCCCGCGCCACCAGGCGCGGAGCUGCUGGCCAAGGCGGACAGGAUCAGGCGGCAGCUGGCGGCGCUGUACCCGUCCCCGGGUAUUCCCCUGGAGCACACGAACCAUUUCCAGCUGCUGGUUGCCGUGAUGCUCUCUGCCCAGACCACCGACAAGAAAGUCAACGAGGUCACCCCCACGCUCUUUAAACUCGCCCCAGACGCGGCGGCCAUGGCAGCGCAGGAGGUGUCGGUCAUCCAGGCUAUCAUACAGCCGAUAGGGCUGGCCCCGACAAAGGCCAAGAACCUCCGCGCGGCGGCGGCGCUGCUGGUUGAGCGCCAUGGGGGCCAGGUACCCUCCACCUUUGAGGAGCUCGAGGCGCUCCCCGGCGUCGGCCACAAGACGGCGUCUGUAGUCAUGGCCCAGGCCUUCGGGCUGCCUGCGUUCCCUGUGGACACCCACAUCCACCGCCUGGCGCAGCGCUGGGGGCUCACGGCCGACGGCGCCGGCGGCGCCGGCGGCGUCGAGGCUACGGAGAGAGACCUUAAGGCGCUGUUUUUGCCUGAGGAGUGGCACGACCUGCACCUCCAGAUCAUCUACUUUGGGCGCGAGCACUGCCCCGCGCAGCGCCAUGACCCCACAGGCUGCCCCAUCUGCUCCUGGGCGGCGGUGCCCCCUUACGACCGGUGA
Messenger RNA from Monoraphidium neglectum, 783 nucleotides. Its product is annotated as endonuclease III. The transcript is spliced from 7 exons. The coding region runs from base 1 to 783 and encodes 260 amino acids. Lineage: Eukaryota; Viridiplantae; Chlorophyta; Chlorophyceae; Sphaeropleales; Selenastraceae. The record is from RefSeq and is a predicted model, not a curated record. Gene Ontology annotation, molecular function: DNA N-glycosylase activity; DNA-(apurinic or apyrimidinic site) endonuclease activity; DNA binding. Gene Ontology annotation, biological process: base-excision repair; base-excision repair, AP site formation.